This is a messenger RNA of Exophiala mesophila, 2221 nucleotides long. Its product is annotated as glucosamine-6-phosphate deaminase. Gene Ontology annotation, biological process: N-acetylglucosamine catabolic process; D-glucosamine catabolic process; N-acetylneuraminate catabolic process. The coding region runs from base 352 to 1398 and encodes 348 amino acids. Gene Ontology annotation, cellular component: cytoplasm. The record is from RefSeq and is a predicted model, not a curated record. NCBI's taxonomy places the organism in Eukaryota, Fungi, Ascomycota, Eurotiomycetes, Chaetothyriales, Herpotrichiellaceae. The transcript has 2 exons. Gene Ontology annotation, molecular function: identical protein binding; glucosamine-6-phosphate deaminase activity.
UGACGCUGGCAGCUCUUCCAUGCCCCGGGUAGCCCUGAAAUGGUUGGAUGGUACCUAAACCUACACCGUUACAAAUCACCUGCCCCAGUACAAUUUCUCUCAUGUUACCCUCAUAUAGGCGACGACAUGGCCUUCUCCGCAUGGUAUGUUUAGGUCAGUACUCCCACAGUAUGCUGCCUGGGGUCUGACCCAACAAUGAAUGAAACCCUACGUCAACGGUUGGUCACCUAUGAUUAUCUCCCAAAUAGACCCUGAAGUGUGCUUGCUUCGUCCGGAUUUCCUCUCAGCCUUCUUGUUUCCACGCAGUUUGUACUCUUUUUAUCGUACUAAACCUACUCAAAAUCCAUCAACAUGAAGGUCAUUAUCCGUGACAGCGCAGAUGGCGCCUCUAGCUAUGCCGCGAACCACAUCAUCCGUCGCAUCAACGCCUUUGCGCCAACAGCCGACCGUCCCUUCGUCCUUGGCCUUCCUACAGGGAGCAGCCCCGAAUUGAUAUACAGGUAUCUUGUCCAGGCAUACAAACAUGGAGAGGUGUCGUUCGCCAAUGUCGUAACCUUCAACAUGGACGAGUAUGUGGCCUUGGCUGAAGACCAUCCUGAAUCAUACCACAGCUUCAUGUACAAACAUUUCUUCGCCCACGUCGACAUCAAUCCUGCCAAUGUCAACCUUCUCAACGGAAAUGCCCCUGAUUUGGCUGCCGAGUGUGCUGCCUAUGAGCGCAAAAUCAAAGAGGCGGGUGGUAUUGAUCUAUUCCUUGGUGGCAUUGGACCUGAUGGCCACAUUGCGUUCAACGAGCCAGGCUCAUCACUGAAGUCGCGCACCAGAGUCAAGACACUAGCCGAAGACACCAUUCGAGCCAACUCACGAUUCUUCGGCGGUGACCUCAAUCAAGUCCCCAAACAAGCUUUGACGGUGGGAGUGCAGACGGUGAUGGAUGCGAGAGAAGUAAUUCUCAUUAUCCUUGGCGCCAACAAAGCCACGGCUCUACAGAAAACCAUUGAAGGAGGAGUCAGCCAGAUGUGGACGGCCAGUUGUCUUCAGAUGCACGAGUCAGCCGUCGUAGUAUGCGACGAUGCAGCAACGGAUGAAUUACAGGUCAAGACAGUCAAGUACUUCAAGAGCGUUGAACAAGUCUCACUACGACAAGAAAACGGCGAAACAACAGCAGCAGCAACCACACAGCAUGCGCAGAACCGACUCGACAACUGGCGAGGAGCCUUGAAACAACUCAAGAUCGAUACGGACAAGAAUGAACCAGUGGAUCAAGACGACGGAGAAUUGACACCCGACAGCAUGUCAUCGAGAUUGGUCGAUUCGGCGAUUGGUCUCAAUGACCGGAAGAUCGACGAUUUCAUCUUCGACCGCAUGGGAUCACGGGUGUCGACAUUUGCCGCAUGAACUGGCAUUGGACACAGAUCUUUCUUCUCUUUUCUACUUCCUUUCAUCCUGUUUGGAGCACGGCGUCCUGGAAAGCUAAAGACCAUGGCCUAAAUUGACUAUUCCAACACAAGCAUCUGAUGUCCCAUUCUUGACUCUUUGAAAUUGAAUACAAAACUAUACCGAGCCUACAACGGUAGGAAUACAACCAUGGAAUUUCCUAUUUGUUUACUACAUGUUUGUUCUCAUUACCAUCAUCGCAGUAUGCUACAGUUUCGAAGUGAUUGGUUCCGUGAAGACAGUGGGCACCUCGCCUCCCAUCUCAACCAAAGUGCUUUUAUUGCGGACCCAAGCCUCGAGACCUUUACGACCAUUUUCCACGCCCACGCCGCUCUGCUUCCAUCCACCGACAGCCAUUUCAGCAGGACUUUCACCCCAGGUGUUGACCCAAGUGAUGCCAGCUUGCAAUUGCUUGAUGACACGGUGGGCCUCAUUGAUAUCCUUUCCAAAGACACCGGCAGCGAGACCUAGCUCCGUGUUGUUGGCCCGUCGUACUGCUUCGUCGAGGUUCGUGUAGGUCAGAAUCGUCAUCACAGGGCCAAAGAUCUCUUCCUUGACGAUCUUCAUCUCAUCAGUACAGUCAGUGAAGACGGUUGGCGUCACCCAGAACCCAUUCUUCAAAUUCGAUGGAAGAUUUGACGGUUGACCUGGUCCUCCACACAGUAAUCGCGCCUUGUCCUUGUCGGUGCCGUGUCGGAUAUAGCUGACCACUUUCUCGUAAUGUAACUUACUGACUAGCGGACCAAAAUUGGUGUUUGGAUCAGCCAAGUCUCCUGCACGAAUA